Messenger RNA from Alternaria atra, 1287 nucleotides. RefSeq lists its product as uncharacterized. Gene Ontology annotation, cellular component: mitochondrion. Gene Ontology annotation, molecular function: FAD binding; oxidoreductase activity. NCBI's taxonomy places the organism in Eukaryota, Fungi, Ascomycota, Dothideomycetes, Pleosporales, Pleosporaceae. Bases 1 to 1287 code for a protein of 428 amino acids. The transcript is spliced from 4 exons. The record is from RefSeq and is a predicted model, not a curated record. Gene Ontology annotation, biological process: ubiquinone biosynthetic process.
AUGCCGAAAAUCAAUCAUAUCGUAAUUGUUGGAGCUGGACCUUCCGGUCUUCUGCUAGGAGUCCUCCUUGCGAAGAACCUCGGCAUCAAAGUUACCAUCCUCGAUGCGGAUACUAAGAUUAAUGAUAACCCGAGAGCUGCUCACUACGCGCCUUCAGCAGUCUACGACUUCCAUCGCGCCGGCAUUAUAGAUGAUGUACGUGCAGUUGGUCUUCACCCCAAAGGUGUAUGCUGGCGGUUGCAAGACACAACCUUCUUGGCCGGCAUGGGUCGCGAGCCAGAAGAAUCAAAAUACUCAAUGGUGGUGCUGCCGCUAGAUCAAUUAGGUCCGCUGCUCGUAAAGCAUUUCGAAAGCUACCCCAACACAGAAAUUAAGUGGGGCCAUAAACUAGUCGGCGUGGAACAAGACGGCAAUGGUGCGACCGCAGUCGUGAAAACGAGAGACGGCGAGAAGAAGAAGAUCACUGGUGACUAUCUGGUGGGUGCUGAUGGCGCAUCAAGCGGUGUUCGCACCGCAUUGUUCGGGAAGGAAUAUCCAGGGGAGACAUUGAAGGCGCAGAUUGUUGCUACCAAUGUCUACCUACCAUUCGACGAGCGCUUCGACUACUGGGAUUCAAACUUCAUUGUUCACCCAACCGACUGGUAUAUGGCUGCUAAGAUCACAAACGACGGCUUAUGGCGAGUAACAUACGGCGACUCUGAAGAUCUCUCGAAAGAGGAGCUCGUGAAACGCCAACCGCUCCGCUACGAACAAAUUCUUCCUGGCCACCCAAAGCCCGAUGAGUACAAGCUCGUCAGCAUGAGUCCGUACAAACUCCAACAAAGAUGUGCACCCAGUUUCCGCGUAGGAAAGAUACUACUGGUCGCAGAUGCAGCGCAUCUAUGUAACCCAUUUGGUGGCAUGGGCUUGACAGGCGGUUUCGCUGACGUCGGCUCCCUCUACGACUGCUUCACAGGAAUCCAUCUCGACGAACUUGACGACUCCAUUCUCGAUAAAUAUUCCGAAAUCCGCAUCAAGAUCUGGCGCGAGAUGAUUGAUCCCAUGUCGCGCGAGAACUUCCACCGCCUCUGGGAUCCCACGCAUGAAGAGAAGAGGAAGGAGUUUUUCAAGAUGUGUGAGAAGGCGAGUGAUGAUCCGGUGUGGGGAAAGAGCGUUGCAGAGGCUAUUCAUCAGGUUAGACACGACUUCACGCAAUACUUCAAGAGUAAACAAAAGCAGAGUGGGAAGGCUAUGGGAGAUAUAGCGACAAGUAAUGGUGUGCUAGCGGAGAAUAGUGCGGCAGCGUAG